CCUCAUUUUUCCUGGCACAAGCUAGAAACAUUUCAAACUCUCCUUACAGAAAUGCUGUCAGGAUCUCUGCACAGGUCAGCUGCCAGAGGGACGGCGGCAGCUCUGGGACCUUGACAGACAAGAUUAGGGAUCCCCACCAGCGAGCUUCAUUGCUGACCUUCUGGGAACUCCUUCCCAUGAAAGCACAAUUUAUGCAAAAGAAGGUAAAUCCUAAAAAGGACCAAGCAGCGAAGUACUGUUUGAAAAAGAGGACCCCACGACUGGUAAAGGCUAACCAAGAGCUAAAUCCCACUGGAGAUUUUAUUGCCCUGAGUGGUGCUAGACAGCAGCCUCAGGGCACUCCCUUUGAGGAGGGUGGGAGAAGAGCUCAUCUGGAGAGGUGGUCCCUGCAUAAGCAGAGAGAGCAUGAGAGGGAGAGGUCCACCAGGUCCAUGCUUGAGGCCCAGCAGGAAGCACUGCAGGAAGCAGGACUGGCCUCCUACGAGCUCCUUGAGGAAGCCAUCAAGUGGGGCUCCCGUCUGUGCCCCUCAGAGAGAGAAGGGCCAGAUUCCACGCCACCAGGGUCCAUCUACCAGCGCCCUGAGGACAGGCACCAUAGCAUCACCAAGGUGUACACGCAACUGGAAUUUAAGAGACAAGUUGCAGGAAGCUGUCCUCAGAACAUACUGCCCUUGAGAAUCAAAACGACGAGGGUUCAAGCCUGCUUUUCACAGAAUGAUGUGUGCUGUUAAUAAAUACAAGUUUAAUCAAAAGAAAGAGAGACAAAGGAAGGGAGGCUGGGAGGUAGAAAUGCUAUGUCCAAAAUGGUGCUGCCCAGGCAAUGGGUCAGAAACAGUUCAGAGAAGGAUCUGCAUUGAGAAGACUGGGAGGAACCUCUCACAAAUCUCCCACAGUUGCAGUGGGAUGGGGGAGGGGACCCCAAAGGUAUCCAGAUUCCCAAAGCCCAUGGAAAGGGGAACAACACAGAGCUGAAAUUUAAG
Molecule: messenger RNA, 980 nt
Organism: Manis pentadactyla (Chinese pangolin)
Lineage: Eukaryota; Metazoa; Chordata; Mammalia; Pholidota; Manidae
Product: 39S ribosomal protein L40, mitochondrial
Cellular component (GO): mitochondrial ribosome; mitochondrial large ribosomal subunit
Source: RefSeq, a predicted model, not a curated record